This is a messenger RNA of Myxocyprinus asiaticus (Chinese sucker), 2143 nucleotides long. RefSeq names its product abhydrolase domain containing 16A, phospholipase (gene abhd16a). The transcript has 20 exons. The record is from RefSeq and is a predicted model, not a curated record. Lineage: Eukaryota; Metazoa; Chordata; Actinopteri; Cypriniformes; Catostomidae. Gene Ontology annotation, molecular function: glycerophospholipase activity; monoacylglycerol lipase activity. Bases 43 to 1674 code for a protein of 543 amino acids. Gene Ontology annotation, biological process: monoacylglycerol catabolic process; phosphatidylserine catabolic process. Gene Ontology annotation, cellular component: endomembrane system.
UAUGAGCCUCGUAGGCCGCCGUAGUUCCUUAUCGUGGUGAGAAUGGCUGUCUGGACGUGGCUCCGGUGCCUUUUUGGGCCCAAUCUGCAGCGGAUCCACCGUUCACCGGACCAGAACCGAGCCGACGGCAGAGCGGGGCGAAGGGGUUGGAAUUAUCAGCCCAGAGGUUUGGAGAAGCACACUGACAGCAUCCUUGGUUGGGCCUCUAUGCUGUGGUCUCUGUCUUACUACAGUUCCCCACUGCUCCUCUGCUAUCUCUACAGGAAAGGGUACAUCUGCACCAGUAAGCUGAUUCCUCUCAGUCAGUAUGUUGGCACAGCGCUGAUUUGUCUGCUGGGAAUGGCCUGUUUGAGAGGAUGGGGGCGCUGGAGAAACCCAGAGUACCUUCAGUUCAUCACCAUACUGGAGGAGACCAGGAAGAAUCACACACAUAGCAACAAGAAGAAACUGGCAUGCUUUGACUUUGACUUCAAACACUGGCCUGCAGAUUUCAGCUGGAAAGAAAUUAGUAGUCCCAAGCUGUCUAAAGCUGGUGUGUCCCUGCUUAAGCCAGAACCGAAACACAGAGGAGCAGCAGACAGUGUACUGAGUUCAGUUCGCACACUGCCAUGUCACAUCUUAAGUUAUCUAAUAGUUCACUCGUUCGGCCGGAGAAUGCUCUACCCGGGCUCGGUCGGUCUGCUGCAGAAGGCCAUGAGACCCAUGUUACAGCAAGGCCAAGCCAGACUUGUAGAAGAGUAUGAAGGUCAGCGGAACAAACUGGUGGCUUGUGAUGGGAAUGAGAUUGACACCAUGUUUGUUGACCGGAGGAGAGUGGGAGGAACAACUGGCAAAACUUUGGUGAUCUGCUGUGAGGGAAAUGCAGGAUUCUAUGAAGUCGGCUGCAUGAAUACACCACUGGAAGGUGGAUACUCAGUGUUGGGCUGGAAUCACCCAGGGUUUGGCGGCAGUACAGGAGUUCCAUUUCCUCAAAACGAGGCCAAUGCAAUGGACAUUGUCAUUCAGUUUGCAGUGCACAAACUGGGUUUCCAGUUGAGUGACAUUAUCGUGUAUGCCUGGUCAAUAGGGGGCUUUACAGCCAGUUGGGCCGUGAUGUCAUACCCAGAGAUCCAAGCUCUGGUUCUAGAUGCCUCAUUUGAUGACCUUUUACCCCUUGCUCUGAAGGUCAUGCCAGACAGCUGGAGACCCUUGGUGACCCACACAAUUAGGCAGUACAUGAACCUGAACAAUGCAGAACAGCUUUGCAAGUACCAGGGACCAGUGUUAUUGAUAAGAAGAACCAAAGAUGAAAUCAUCACAACCAUGGGUCCAGAAGACAUCAUGUCCAACAGAGGGAAUGACUUAUUACUCAAACUACUCCAGUACAGGUAUCCUAAGGUAAUGACAGAUGAUGCUAUCAGGGCAGUCAGGCAGUGGCUUGCAGCAGGGACACAAAUAGAAGAAGAAUCUGUUAACACUGGUUAUGAGGCAGAUGAUGAUUGGUGCUUGUCUGUGCUGCAGUCCUAUCAGACCGACAGAGAGACACUGUUCCCCUGGAGUGUUGGUGAGGACAUGGCACCCGAAGGUAGAAGGCAGCUUGCUCUAUUCUUGGCACGAAAGUACAUGCGAAACUUUGAGACGACACACUGCACUCCACUCCCCAUUUCUGAGUUCCGAUCUCCUUGGAGACUGUAGAAAGCACUGGAGGACAGAGGUCAAAGGGAAUCACACGCCGGUACAUUUAAGUCAGAGUUCUGCAGGGAGGUGUUUACAGAGUUAGCCGUUUGUCUAAAUGUGAUGGGAAUACUUGUUUGUACGAAUAGUUUGAUAAAAAGAUUCUUUUUAAAUUAUUGGCAAUGCUUUGCCUCCAUUGCAUUGGCUGCCUAUUUAAAGGUUGAUGAAAAUAAGGGGUUGGAAAUUUGAUGAUGCUCAGGUUUGUCACUUUUGUGACGUCUGUUUGAUUUCUUUGAGAGAAUCUUCAAGGAUGGGACUCAAAAAAAGAUUUCUUGCCCCUUUCUCUAUCCAUUUGUACCCUAUUUUGUGAGCACUGUAAUUAUAAAUGAAAAUUGUAUCGUAAAAUGUCCUGAAUGUUAAAUUACAUAUGAAUAUUAAAUAAAACUGGGGGAUGCUCUUUUUGUUAUUGGGGUUCCUCAAAGUCUUCAAA